Messenger RNA from Pseudocercospora fijiensis CIRAD86, 492 nucleotides. RefSeq lists its product as uncharacterized. The record is from RefSeq and is a predicted model, not a curated record. NCBI's taxonomy places the organism in Eukaryota, Fungi, Ascomycota, Dothideomycetes, Mycosphaerellales, Mycosphaerellaceae. Bases 1 to 492 code for a protein of 163 amino acids. The transcript is spliced from 4 exons.
AUGUCGGGACUUGAAAAAGCUGUCGAUGUCUGGGUGGUCGAGAUUGCACGGAUUGUCGGCGCGCUCGAGGACGAUGUAAAUGUUCUUUGGCUUGGACAAAACCGAAGCCGAGUCUUCAGCAGCAGUGGGCAAGAGCGCUUUAGCUACUUCGUGCAGUCGCGACGCUCUUUCCUUGAGGGUGCCUGCCAUUUGGUCGGCUGCCCGCGAGAAGGUGCGGGGACCCUUUUCGAAACCUUUGUGUCUUGCUCUGGCUCUCACGCCCAAGAUAUCCAACGUCACGCAGGAAUCCAAGACAUUGGCGAGUCGAGCGGCAAUGGCAAUGGCAAUGGCAAUGGCAAUGUUUUGGUGCGACGCGCUCUCAGGGACUGGACGCAAAGUCGCGCCAAAGUGACAGAAAUCCGAGGCGGUCACAUUUCACACGUCACAUUUUUAUUGCGCAAAAUCCUUGUUGAAAGUGAGCAAUCGAAUAACGAGGAAGUCGCGCAGACUUGA